Galeopterus variegatus (Sunda flying lemur) is the source of this 453-nucleotide messenger RNA. It is a transcript of the gene LSMEM2, whose product is annotated as leucine-rich single-pass membrane protein 2. The record is from RefSeq and is a predicted model, not a curated record. Lineage: Eukaryota; Metazoa; Chordata; Mammalia; Dermoptera; Cynocephalidae. Bases 1 to 453 code for a protein of 150 amino acids. The transcript is spliced from 4 exons.
AUGCCUGAGGAGACCCAAGAAGACACCUUAGCACCUAGGCUGAGCCAGAGGAGCAGGGAGACACCGGUCCUCAACCACGUGCAGGAGGUGCGUCUGCACAGUGUGGAGUCCAUCAGCGACCUACACAGUGGAGGCUCGCUGCGCCCCUAUCUGGUCGAAGAGGCACGGCCAUGGGAGGAGCUGCUGGGUGUCUUGCCGCCUUCGCUAUGUGCCCAGGCAGGCUGCAGCCCCAUGUGUGGCCGCGGGGGGUUCCUGCUGCUGCUAGCGCUGCUGGUGCUUACCUGCCUAGUGCUCGCCAUACUGGCCGUCUACCUGAGUGUGCUGCAGAGUGAAUCCCUGCGCAUCCUGGCACACACAUUGCGCACGCAGGAGGAGACGCUACUCAAACUCCGCCUGGCCAGCCUCAGCCAGCUGCGGAGGCUCAACUCCAGCGAAGCCCGAGUACCCAGCUGA